AUGUGGAAGCUUAAAUUGUCUGAAGCAGAUGAAGAUGAUCCAAUUUGGCUUACAAGCUCAAACAAUCAUGUCGGUAGAGAAUUUUGGAAGUUCGAUCCAAAUCUUGGAACCCUUCAAGAACGAGCUGAAAUUGAAAAGGUCAGAGAAGAAUUUCGUAGGAAGCGUUUUGAGAUCAAACAUAGCUCUGAUCUCCUACUGAGAAUCCAGUUUGCCAAGGAGAAUCCGUGUGAAAUGAAUUUACCACAAGUAAAAAUAGCAAGUGAAGAAGAAAUUACCGAGGAAGCAGUGGUAACUACCUUGAGAAGGGCACUAAGGUUUUACUCAAAUCUCCAGGCAGAGGAUGGGCACUGGCCUGGUGAUUAUGGUGGUCCUUUAUUUCUUUUGCCAGGCUUGAUUAUAGGUUUGUACAUCAUGGGAGCCAUAAAUACAGUUUUAUCAGGAGAACACCAAAAGGAAAUACGUCGAUAUCUGCACAAUCAUCAGAAUGAAGAUGGAGGGUGGGGUUUACAUAUAGAAGGUCAUAGCACCAUGUUUGCUACUGCCUUAAAUUAUGUCUCUUUGAGGCUGCUUGGACAAGCAGAAGAUGGUGGAGAUGGAUCCAUGGAGAAAGCACGAAACUGGAUUAUCGAUCAUGGUGGAGUCACUUUCAUCCCAUCAUGGGGAAAAUUAUGGCUUAGUGUACUUGGGGCUUAUGACUGGAGUGGCAACAAUCCUUUACCCCCAGAACUGUGGCUUCUUCCUUACUUUCUUCCAAUACAUCCAGGUCGUAUGUGGUGCCAUUGUCGCAUGGUGUACCUGCCUAUGUCAUAUUUAUAUGGGAGGAGGUAUGUUGGAAGGGUUGAUGGCACUGUUCUAUCACUCAGAAGAGAGCUCUAUGCGCAACCUUACCAUCAGAUUGACUGGAAUUUGGCCAGAAAUCAAUGUGCAAAGGAAGAUCUGUACUACCCACAUCCAUUAAUCCAGGACAUUCUCUGGGGUGGUCUACACAAGGUUGCAGAACCUCUUCUGAUGAAUUGGCCUCUCUCUAAGCUGAGGCAUAGAGCUUUAAGUAUUGUAAUGCAACAUAUUCAUUAUGAGGAUGAAAACACUCACUAUGUUUGCAUUGGACCUGUUAACAAGGUGCUAAACAUGGUCUGCUGUUGGGUAGAGGAUCCAAACUCCAAUGCAAUCAAAUCCCACCUUGCAAGAAUAAAGGAUUACCUCUGGGUGGCAGAAGAUGGCAUGAAAAUGAAGGGAUAUAAUGGAUCUCAGUUGUGGGAUGCAGCUUUGGCAGUUCAUGCAAUAAUUGCAACCAACCUUCAGGACGAAUAUGGGUUAAUGCUUAAAAAGGCACACAAAUUUAUUAAAGCUUCUCAGAUUGGGAAAGACAGUUCUGGAAAUCCUGUUUCGUGGUACCGCCACAUUUCAAAAGGUGCAUGGCCCUUCUCCACUCCAGACAAUGGCUGGCCGGUAUCAGAUACCACUGCAGAAGGCCUGAAGGCUGCUCUAUUGCUGUCGCGUAUGUCAUAUGAUGUUGCUGGAGAAGCAAUUGAACAAGAAAAGCUAUAUGAUGCGGUUAAUGUGCUUCUCUCCUACCAGAAUACUAGUGGAGGUUUUGCUUCCUAUGAGCUCACAAGAUCCUAUGCUUGGUUGGAGAUGAUCAACCCAGCAGAAACAUUCGGAGAUAUCGUCAUUGAUUACCAGUAUGUAGAGUGCACUUCAGCAGCAAUUCAGGCUCUCAAGUUUUUCACGAAAAUAUAUCCAGGAUAUCGUAGUAAAGAAAUAGAAGCAUGUAUUCAGAAGGCAAUGAAUUUCAUCGAAAGCAUACAACUUUCUGAUGGCUCAUGGUAUGGAUCUUGGGGAAUCUGCUUCACCUAUGGUACAUGGUUUGGCAUAACAGGCUUAUUGGCAGGAGGAAGGACCUAUGAGAAUUCUGAGAGCAUUAGAAAAGCUUGUGAUUUUUUACUAUCCAAGCAACUUCGCUUUGGUGGUUGGGGAGAGAGCUAUCUUUCUAGUCAAAACAAGGUAUAUACAGAAAUUGAAGGGAAUAAAUCACACAUCGUAAGCACAUCAUGGGCAAUGUUGGGUCUUAUUGAAGCUGAGCAGGCCAAAAGAGAUCCAAUACCUCUGCACCGUGCUGCAAAAGUGUUGAUUAACUCACAAUUGGAAACUGGAGACUUUCCACAACAGGAAAUUAUAGGAGUGUUCAAUAGAAACUGCAUGAUAAGCUACUCAGCCUACAGAAACAUCUUUCCCAUAUGGGCACUAGGAAUAUACCUCAACAAAGUAUUGCAACCUGGGAGGUGAUCAUGUUAACUCUAGAUCUGAGCAACCAGAAGAGUCUCAUUAUGAAAGAAGAAAAUGUACAUUAUAAAUAAACUUGACAAUGAGGUAUCUUAGUUGUCAACGUGAAAAUCCUAUCAAUGACAUGGUGGA
Messenger RNA from Coffea eugenioides, 2415 nucleotides. Its product is annotated as cycloartenol synthase 2-like. Lineage: Eukaryota; Viridiplantae; Streptophyta; Magnoliopsida; Gentianales; Rubiaceae. Gene Ontology annotation, molecular function: intramolecular transferase activity. Bases 1 to 2286 code for a protein of 761 amino acids. Gene Ontology annotation, cellular component: lipid droplet. Gene Ontology annotation, biological process: triterpenoid biosynthetic process. The record is from RefSeq and is a predicted model, not a curated record. The transcript is spliced from 18 exons.